This is a messenger RNA of Thelazia callipaeda (thelaziosis nematode), 525 nucleotides long. NCBI's taxonomy places the organism in Eukaryota, Metazoa, Nematoda, Chromadorea, Rhabditida, Thelaziidae. The record is from the annotation of a GenBank genome assembly.
AUGAAUAAGAGGAAAAGAGCAAAGCGUAAGGAUGGAAAACAAAUGCAGCAGAUUCAACAAAAUGGCGCAAAUUGUUCAAGUGCUACAGACACAAAGUCUGCACCAGUGAACGCAUUUUCUAAAGCUAAUGGCUCCAAUAGUCAAAAAAACUCUCAAACUUCGUCACAUGCUAAAAAUCGAACAAAUCACAAAAGCUCAAAGUUAAGAGGAGAUGGACCUCAUGAAACCUAUGAGAAUAGGCGAAAAACUCCAGGUUCUAAUCAGAAAAAUAAUACAAACUCAGCAUCUUCAACAGCAUAUGAUCAUUUUGUAACGCAUGGCAGGGGAAUACACUCACGAAAUGCCUGUUUCGAACGAUGGUUGAAUAGUAUAGAUAUCCUGUCCGAAAAAUUUGACGAAAGCAGCGAACAUGAUGUUACCUUCAUUGGAGUUGAGGGCAGUAGUGGUGAAGGAGAUAUCAGUAAUACUCAGUCUAAGAACUGCCCAGUCUGCUUUAAAAUACGGAUGCGACGCUGUAAUUUUUAA